Molecule: messenger RNA, 6100 nt
Organism: Blastomyces gilchristii SLH14081
Lineage: Eukaryota; Fungi; Ascomycota; Eurotiomycetes; Onygenales; Ajellomycetaceae
Product: ceramide glucosyltransferase
Exons: 2
Coding region: 2789-4579 (596 amino acids)
Biological process (GO): glucosylceramide biosynthetic process
Cellular component (GO): membrane
Molecular function (GO): ceramide glucosyltransferase activity
Source: RefSeq, a predicted model, not a curated record
GUUCGGUGCUGAACACACAGCUAUGCUAACAAGCUACCUCAGUCCCACCAGAACUGGAUCAUACACACCGUCAUGUAUGAGCUAGACUUGUGGUGUGUGUCGCCUCGUGCCGAAAUGCAUAGCCACCACGAGCGUGCCUGAUCGAAACUAUAUUACUAUGAGCGAUUUUCCUGCACACCCAAGCAUCCGUCAUCGAUUUGAUAGUGAACCUCGAAUAAUCCUGAGAAGCCCCAGGCCAGCCCGAUUGCUUGAACGCAGCAGUCUGAGCUGACGUAGCUUAUGAUUAUUUUGAAAAUGUUUGCCGCUCCUUUUUCCUGCUCCUUGUGAUAACCCAUUUGACGUUUCGCUUUGAUACGACGGGGACUUAUGCUUUUCGUAACCACUCAGCAAUAGACAUCAGACUUUGCACAUGCUAUCGGGACAAGUUGUCUUCCCUCUGUCGAUCUUUAUAUCCGAAAAUUAAAGAGGGCUGUGGAAUUGGCAACAGGAAAAAGGGACCACUUGGUUCAUGGUGAUGGGGAAUCUCCAAGAUAAAGCAAACAACACAGGAAGCACCAAAGUCGAGAGCUUUAAAACACAAUGUCUGAAGCGACGUGGAGACGUCAAUUCAUAGGUACUCCGUACAUCCAACCAUAAUGGUGUUGAGAUACCCCACACUGAGACAAAUGCAACCAAGGCUACCCGGCCCUUAGUGGCAGUUUCUCACGAUGUUUCUUGAGUCAUAUACUUCUCUCUUUAACACCAGCUCUAGCCUCAUGCAAAAGCAAAUGUGCUGCUCAUACCUGCUGGGAAGGACAGAUAUUCAUUGGCGUCCAAGUUCCUUUGGUAAUGCUUAGAACUGCUGGCCUAAGAAAAAAAAAAAAAAAAAAAAAAAAGGUAGCUCUCCAUAGCUCCGUUCAACGCUUAGCCACAGUAUUGAGAGCUUGAUAUCUGUUGCAUGACGAUCGAUUCUUCCAAAAAUUUCUUCAAAAAUCAGUGCGUCCAUCCUUCACCUUGUCCUUAUCAACACUGACUUCACUGACAGCCGUGAAGCAGAGGAUCAGUCAGCUCCUGGUUGAGCUGGGCUGUGCUAUGCGGGUCCACUGAAAAUUCGUCGACCUCAGUGCUUGUGAAGUCGACCACUUCAAGCUGGACGGUAUGGACUUAAUCCGCUUGCAAUCGAUGGUAGGAUUCACAGGGAAGCCUAUAGGUAUCACGACGGGCUCUUUGAAGUUCUAAACAGUUGACCCCGUGCGACAUAGGCAUAGUGGAUCUUAACGAUCCUACCUAGACAGCCAGGUUUGGAAACUGGGUGCACAAUCUCCCUAGUAUACUUUUCGUCAGAUCUGUUUCAAGAAAAAUCGAAGAUACCUAACGAUUAUCCACGGAUUUAAGUCCCAGGGUCCACUUGUAUAAUUCCCGGAUCAUCACGCAAUCAACCUUAUGAACUUAACACUAUACAGCUCCCCGGCUCGUCUCGAUACAAAAUCAUUCUAAGGCCAACCCGAUCUGGCAAUAACAUACCCUAAAAUUGCUCCUCACCGCCAUGCAAUAUGAAGAUAUUCCAGGGCGAGGACUUCUGUGCCGCAAUUCCUCUCGAUAUUCAGGUGCAUCGGCUCGUUAUGAUAUUCAACGUGCGAUGGGUGCCCUUACUCCUCUGCACACUCCAUGGACUCGGGGCUUCAGUCCAAGACUGAAUCAAUAACUAGAGGAAAUGUUACAGAUUACAUAGGUUUUGGUACUCCAUAAUUUAUGGGUUUUCCAUUGCGCCACAACCGCCAAGUCGACAAUGUCGUAGGCUGUGAUUCGGCCAAACGUGCGAGUGCCCACUUGAAAUGAUAGUGUAUUCAUUUUGCCCGCAGUACCCCGGUGUGACACCGCAUCGGUCUUUGGGUGCAUUGCGCUUCACAAUCCCAUUGUUAGGCUGUAUGGUUUGCGAGCGGUAGCGCAAUAACAAGGCCAUUGUUGGGAUGUUGGGACCUGCAUUGAAGGUCAAUAUUUCAACCUAAACUUGAGAAAGUUGUUUCGCGACUCUGUAGGACAUAUUUCUUUGUCCUAUUUCUUCACAACCCUUGCCGUUGAUUCAAGGGCUUCAUGGGUUCCGAGUGCGUUUUGAGGUCUUGUAACAUAACAUCUAUGUACAACUUUGAUAAUCUUCAUAGGUCAAAGUGAAGUAAGUAAAUACACGGACCUGGGAGUGCAUACACUGUAUUAUUUGUUGAUGAUCAGUUUAUUCCCUCCCAGAGCAAAAUAGAUCGCCUUCACCGCUCCAAACAUCACCACCCCUCUCAGGAUAGAACGAUUUAGCUUGGUCAGGUAGUUUUUCGACAGGCCUAGCACAAAUGUAGAAACACACAAAAGUCGUUCUCCACUGGUAGUGGAGUUGUUUGUAUUCCGGCACAUCCGCAGAUCGAGAGAGAGUCAUCACAAGGCUCAUGGUUGUCGAAUGAAUAAAAAAAAAAAAAAGAGAAUGGAACGCAUUAAUCAGCAUCCGGCCCCAAGUGAGGUGUGUGUUGGUCGGAUUAAAUAUUUAAAUAUUUAACUCCACGCCCAACCCCCCCUACAACACCAGCUCUCUUUUUCCCUCUUUUUUCAUUCUUUCUUUUUACUCCCCCUUUGCUGGGGCGCAAAUCUGUCCUGCUUUGGCCUUCUCCCUUUCUCGCUCUCUUCUAUUCCCUUCAAGUAUGCACCCGUCGUUGCCUGUGUCCUGGCAUUCCUCUCCCAGCUGCGCAUCCAAUACCCCUCCGCCGUCCCCUCCUUAAUACAAAUACUCUGUUUUGUGUCAAGCGUCCUUGUAGUCAGCAGCCUCAUGCAGGCAGAUCGAACGGCGGCGGGCUUCUCCAAUUCCGAUUCUCCUGUUGCUAUUGCUAUCAGCAAUGGAUUGCAGCUGCAGCAGGGGCCAUCUCAGCCCUGGUUAAUUGCGGCCAGUUGGGCGGCUGUCAUCUGGUACCUGAUUGUGACCUUUGUGAUUCUCGUGGGAUGGACUCGACUACAAAAGAAUUUCUCCUCCCGCCCAAAAAAAUCCUUCUCCGCCUCACUUCGCCCUUUUCAAGUCAGUCAUGUCACCAUCAUCCGGCCCGUCAAGGAUCUCGAGCCCUGCCUCUACGAGUGUCUGGCUGCUAGUUUCCGUCAGGAGUAUCCGAAGGAUAAGCUUACGAUAUACCUCUGCAUUGCGACCAAAACUGAUCCGGCAUAUGCUACGUUGAAACAAUUAUUGGAGGACUUCCCAGACGCAGAUGCUCGGAUUUUAGUUGAGGAGGAAAGUGAUGAUGGUGACCGGCUGGGACCCAACCCGAAAAUCAGGAAUAUGAGCCGUGCAUAUAACGAAGCAAAGGGUGAUAUUGUGUGGAUUGUGGAUUGCAAUGUUUGGAUGGGAAAAGGUGUUUGUGGCAGAAUGGUGGAUAGCCUGUGCGGAAUAGUUGCGGAGGAUGGCUCUGUCGGCAAGCAGUACAGAUUCGCGCAUCAAAUGCCCAUCGCGGUCGAUUUAGGAAAUGGAGAACCGUCAAUGAGAAGCGCGGAUGAGAGCCAGGACUUGUUACAUCAGGACUACGACUCUGUCAGCCUCCCGACUGCAGAGAUGAAAAGUAAGGGAAAGCCAUCUUUCCUAGCCACAGCAGGAGGUCGUCUAGAGGAACUUUUCCUCUCAUCCUCCCAUUCUAAAUUCUACUCCGCAAUCAACACUAUCGUCAUCGCCCCUUGCGCCGUUGGUAAAUCAACCAUGUUCCGCCGCUCACAUCUAGACUACCUCACUUCACCUGCCGUUGCAAAACCCCGCGCGCAACCCCGACGUCCCGGAAUUGAUUACUUCUCGGACAACAUCUGCGAAGACCAUCUCAUCGGGGACUGUCUCUUCCAAGGGAAACCCCCCACUAGAGAAGGAGAGCGAUGGGGUAGACACAAGUUAGUCUAUGGUGAUGUCGCCAUCCAACCAGUAGCCCGCAUGAGCGUCAAAGACUACAUCCACCGGCGCAUCCGCUGGCUCCGUGUGCGCAAGUUCACUGUGCUGCUCGCCACACUCGCCGAGCCAGGGACCGAAUCGUUCCUCUGCUCCACUUAUCUUGCCUUCGGACUUAGCAACCUCCUCCCUCGUUUCUUCCCGCAAUAUGCCACUUAUCUAGGCACCUGGCGUGCGUUUUUUGCAUUCUGGUCUAUCAGCAUCGCUUUCUGGGUCCUCAUUGACUGGUUGCUCUAUGUAACACUGCAUUCCGCCACUGCCCUGGAAGUCGACGAACAUACCCCGUCCUUCGCGCUCCCGCACCCCAGAUUCGCUCAUGCCAAGACUUGUCGCACUAGACGCCCGUUCCAUGAGUGGUUCCUUGCCUGGUUGGGCAGGGAGGCUUUGGCAUUGCCGAUCUGGCUAUGUGCGUUCUAUGGCGGUUCAACGGUUGUCUGGAGGGAUCACACGUUCCGUGUGGGGAUGGAUUUGGUUGCGACGAAGAUCCCGGGGAAAAUAUCGCAGAAUGACAACGAAACCGGGGCGCUUCGGGGGACGAAGGAUGGACAGAAGAGUGGCUAUGGUGCUUUAAGCGAUUCUGGUGGGAGAAGUACGAAUGUACGCCAGCGAAGUCCUAAAACGCGCGGUUAUGAACAUAGGAAUUGACUAGGAGAAAUGUCUCAACCUCACCCAAGCCCGCUUCCCUCCUGAUAUUAUCCUAGAUAGCCUUCUUUGUUUUUGAUUUUUUUUUUCUAUUUAUUUUGAUAGACAAUACCCAGAUACAGCACCGGAUACCAUCGGUUCCUUGUGUUCGCCUUGCUUCUAAAGGCUGUUUUGUUUGUGGUCAUCCUUCCACUGCAUAUUGGUGUAUGUUUAUCCAUUGAUUAUCCCCGGGAAUGGUUCGGCGAGUUGAUUAGAAUAAUAGCCAUAUCUAACGAGAUUAACGGGGCUAGCUAUCUCAUUUUGCUUCCAAGUUGAUGCGUAUACUUCUCCUGUAGGAUUGGGUUGUUUCUUCCAGAGUCUUCUUGAUCCCUCUAUUCAAGGCAGAAAUAAGCUUUCACCUCACAUAAUUUGCCUCAUGCACUCAGUCAUUAAAAAAACAAAACUCAUAUCCCCGAACACUCAAUUACCACCCUCAUCCCCAUCCCCACUCCCACUAACACCCGCCCCUCUCUCCAACCCCUCACCCUCCUCACACCCCAACAACCACUCGACAACCUGCAUGCCCUUCGAAAUCGGCCUCCUAGCCUCGCCCUCUUCCUUAUUCUCGGCUUCCCCAACCCCAUUCAUAGUCACUUCCACCUCUCCUUCUCCCUCCUUUUCAUCAUCAGCAGGUAACGAAGUCCACUCCGACCUCUCAGCGAGGAAGACGGCAUCAUGGCCCGCAUUGUUUUUUGUAGUGAUAUCUGCGCCGGCAUGGACGAGUGCUUUAACGCAUUCCAAGUGCGUGUUUAGCGCCGCCCAGUGUAAUGGGGUGUUGCCGGAGUUGUUCCGGUGGUUUAUGAUGGGGUUCACUGUUGUUGCUGCCCUUGCUGCGGGGUCUUGCGAUGUGUGGGUGGAUAUUGUUGUUUGUGUUAGAGUCUGUGUAGGUGUAUCGAGGAGGCUGAGGAGGUAAUUGAGUGUUUCUGGUAGUUUGGAGAUUUUUUGUAAGUGGGUAAAUCGCCCUUGGGGAACGCUAUAGAUAGAAUUAUAUGGGGCGACUACAUACCAAUAUUCCCAUUCGCAGCCGGCCAAUGCAACAAACACGCCCCCGUUCCCCCCUGGCUCUCGUCUUCCAUGUCGAUAGCAGACUGUAUGAUAUCUAAGGAGGAACAGCCGUACUUCUGGCUGAGGCUCGUGAUAUCUGUCCGCAAUGCGUCUACAUCUCCUAGACGCGCGGAGUAGAUGAGGUCGUCGAUCUCUUCUAAUGUAAGAGGCUUAGGCGUGGUUGCGCCGCCUAGUGUUUGGCCAGCUAUAGUUGCCAUGGUUUAGAUGGUUUCUGAUAUUCUUUUUCAGUUUCCCUUGUAGGAUAUCUAGGAAAUCCCCUUAAAAAGGAAAAGCAAAAAAAGUAGCGCAAGCCUUUUCGCUCCCUCCUGUAUUUAACCUAGGUAAUGUUAGACAUGUAAUAUUGUUUGCACCAUAUCCCGCAGUUGAUAUCAGAAUGGACGCGACGAUGAGGGGUAUCUUGAAAAAUCUUCCAGGUUUGCU